Molecule: messenger RNA, 1518 nt
Organism: Xiphophorus couchianus (Monterrey platyfish)
Lineage: Eukaryota; Metazoa; Chordata; Actinopteri; Cyprinodontiformes; Poeciliidae
Product: mucin-5AC-like
Exons: 1
Source: RefSeq, a predicted model, not a curated record
ACUGCUGCCCCAACGACAACCACUCCUGUCCCAACAACUACAACUGCUGCCCCAACAACUACAACUGUUGCCCCAACAACUACAACUGCUGCCCCAACGACUACAACUGAUGCCCCAACAACUACAACUGAUGCCCCAACAACUACAACUGAUGCCCCAACAACUACAUCUGCUGCCCCAACGACUACAACUGAUGCCCCAACAACUACAACUGAUGCCCCAACAACUACAACUCCUGCCCCAACAACUACAACUGAUGCCCCAACAACUACAUCUGCUGCCCCAACGACUACAACUGAUGCCCCAACGACUACAACUGAUGCCCCAACAACUACAACUCCUGAACCAACUACUACAACUGCUGCCCCAACGACUACAACUGCUGCCCCAACGACUACAACUGAUGCCCCAACGACUACAACUGCUGCCCCAACGACUACAUCUGCUGCCCCAACGACUACAACUGCUGCCCCAACGACUACAACUGAUGCCCCAACGACUACAUCUGCUGCCCCAACGACUACAACUGCUGCCCCAACGACUACAACUGCUGCCCCAACGACUACAACUGCUGCCCCAACAACUACAACUGCUGCCCCAACGACUACAUCUGCUGCCCCAACGACUACAACUGAUGCCCCAACAACUACAACUCCUGCCGCAACAACUGCUGCCCCACCGACUACAACUGCUGCCACAACAACUACAACUCCUGUCCCAACAACUACAACUGAUGCCCCAACAACUACAACUGCUGCCCCAACGACUACAACUGCUGCCCCAACGACUACAACUGUUGCCCCAACCACUACAACUCCUGUCCCAACAACUACAACUGAUACCCCAACAACUACAACUGUUGCCCCAACGAAUACAACUGCUGCCCCAACGACUACAACUGCUGCCCCACCGACUACAACUCCUGAACCAACAACUACAACUGUUGCCCCAACGACUACAACUGCUGCCCCAACAACUACAUCUGCUGCCCCAACGACUACAACUGAUGCCUCAACGACUACAACUCCUGUCCCAACAACUACAACUGCUGCCCCAACAACUACAACUGUUGCCCUAACAACUACAACUGAUGCCCCAACAACUACAUCUGCUACCCCAAUGACUACAACUCCUGCCCCAACGACUACAACUGAUGCCCCAACAACUACAACUCCUGUACCAACAACUACAACUCCUGUCCCAACAACUACAACUGCUGCCCCAACAACUACAACUCCUGUCCCAAUAACUAUAACUGCUGCCCCAACAACUACAACUCCUGUCCCAACAACUACAACUGCUGCCCCAACAACUACAACUGCUGCCCCAACGACUACAACUGCUGCCCCAACAACUACAACUCCUGUCCCAACGACUACAACUGAUGCCCCAACAAAUACAACUCCUGCCCCAACAACUACUGCCCCACCGAUUACAACUCCUGAGCCAACUAAUACAACGACUACAACUGCUGCCCCAACAACUACAACUGAUGCCCCAACAACUACAACUGCUGCC